Messenger RNA from Verticillium alfalfae VaMs.102, 1398 nucleotides. RefSeq lists its product with no specific name. The coding region runs from base 1 to 1398 and encodes 465 amino acids. Lineage: Eukaryota; Fungi; Ascomycota; Sordariomycetes; Glomerellales; Plectosphaerellaceae. The record is from RefSeq and is a predicted model, not a curated record. The transcript is spliced from 5 exons.
AUGGAGUCCGUUUUGGUCCUUUUGUUCGCCGUCUGCAACUCGCAUGGACUGCCAAGUCUUCUCGAAGAGCGACCGGGAUUCACUCAGCAGAACGGGUUUAUCAAGCUACUGUUGCAAACCCGGCAUGCAACCAAGAGUGGCGGAGAAGUUGAAAAUGAAGGGAAGCUUUCACUUCCCCCUCCGGUCAAUACCUUCAACCUACAGCCUGGGGAUCCCGACCAUAUGGCUAGCCCUCUUUGCUCCGUGCAUCGUAUGUUUGACCACGAAGACAACGUCAGCGACAAUCGCACAACUGAAAUCUCUGGAUUGUACAACCCGGCUGCAUCCGAAUCAAUGCUCAACACUUCUCUCAGCUUCAGCUUGUUCGAAACUCCUGCUAAGAUUUUCAGCACAGCGAUCAAUGAGAUGAUUGUGUUUGCUGGUCACGCAGGUUCUCUCACCCUCGGUGGUAUAGAUGUCGGAAAGUACUACGGGCCCAUGAACCAUGUCCGUCUUCUUGAAGAUCAAACGCACCAACAUUCCACAUCAUACUGUGUUUCUCUGGCCAAGCUUCAGAUUCUUGUUUCGGACUCGGAUUCCAUGGUGGAUGUUGCCAACGACGAUCGUCCGGCGUAUUUCAAUACCAGAAACAGACUGACGCGGUUUCCUGCCGAGGCCUUCGAUGUCAUCCUUGGUAUUUUUGACCCGUAUUCCCUGCCGAAAGCAGGACGUGAUGGAGAGGUUCUCUACAGCUUGCCGUGCAGCUUUGAUGGAGCCGAGUAUAUCCGGUUUGGCUUCGGUGGUGCGGGUGACUUUCCAGCUUUCGAUAUUGACGUCGCCAUUGAGGAUCUGAUCUUGGACCCUGUCACAGAUGCUGAGUCCCCAGGCGCAUGCCUUCUGGGGAUUUCUCGAGGAGAUGCAGGUACAGACUUCAUUCUCGGAGAGACGUUUCUUGCUGCCGUCACAGACUGGCAGCCGGCUGAAUUUGGCUCCUUGACUGCCUCGCCAUCGGACGUUGCUAUUCCUACCAUUUUCCCGCCCAGCAUAGCCGUUUCUUCCGAAGAUUCUUGGAAUACCUUGUCUGAUGCGACUUACGACUUUUCGUCAACCAGCUCUGGCUUUUUGAAGAAUUCUGUUUCGCAUGAUAACUUGACCACCACAAUCACUGUCCGAAGAACCAGGAACAUUACUGUCAACGAAGCCCCCGAUUCAAUCCAAGCGGAGCCAUCACUCCUUGUUUCCCCCAUCGUGCAAGACUCCGAGGUGGCGUUUGAGACGAAUGCGCCUGGAAUUGUUCGCACAGGACUAAUCAUUGCAAGUUCGUCUGCAAAUUUGGCAGGCCCUGGAGCUGGUGGAGACAAGACCAACAGAUUGAGACCGGACGUCUCUUCAGCUGUAGGGGAGGAAGAAUUCCGCUGA